UUUAUUGGGUGUGGCUGGGAAUAGUGAAACAGCAAUGGGUGCAAACAACAGCAAGGAAGACACGCUGGAUAAAUAUGGUUCUCUCCUGAACGAGACUGAGAAAGUAUUGGUACGAGACUCGUUCAAAACUAUAUGUGCUUCUCAGCAAGAAAUCGAUCGUUUCUCUGCCUCUCACCUUCAAGUUUAUGCUACUACGUUUGGUUUGUCUGAGACCAUUGAUCCAAACCGAUUUGUGUCUGCUCUCUCCGUCACAGUUCAGCCUGACGGUACUGUAACUCCACCCAUAAGUCACGUAACUUAUUCAAAUUAUGUUCAGAACAUUAGUAUAUUGGUAAAGGGGUCGCCACAGCAAAGGUCACAAAUAUUUUCUCAUCUUCUGAAGCCUCCGCUGAGCACUGAUAAAGUUGAGGCUCUCUUGUUAAGUUUCCUAUGUUUCUUAUUAAUGCCCAAUAAAUUAAGCUCAGCUCAUUUUCCUCAGUACAAGUACUGGCCUGGUAACGAGGAGUCUCUAAAGGAUAUGGUCAGUUAUUUGACGAAAUCCCUCAAGACGGGAGCUCCAACGCUCGACAAGAUUGAAAUCCAAAUUUGGUUAAUGUCCUGCUCACUUGCUAAUUUUGUAAUCCAGUCUUUCUUUAAGCUCUCCUUUAUCCUUCCUCUCUCCACUCUUCACGAAGCAGUUGAUGACGAUGAAACUCUUCUACCCGACGUCGUAGUCCAUCCGAAACUAAAUGUGUCCAUGAAAUCUCAUAUACUUGAUCAUGGAUCCAUGCUAUACAUUCAUAGUAUACUCCCUCACGAGCUAAAGAGCUGCAUGUAUCCGUUAUUUUCUACUAAACUUCACGGAGAGAGUUUUUCCACGUUGUGUCGUCAGAUAUUGGAUAGGGGACCUAUCCUUCUUGUCAUUAAGGACACUGGUGGGCAUGUCUUUGGAGCUGUGACUUUUGAUCCCUGGAAAUUCACUCCGACUUUUACUGGUACCAGUAGCUUUUUAUUUACAUUAAAGCCUACUUUUGGCUCAUACAUGCCAACCGGUUAUAAUCAGAAUUACAUGUAUCUACAGCAAUCAGCACAGACACUACCCAAUGGACUGGGAAUGGGAGGACAAAUAAAUUAUUUUGGUUUAUGGUUGUCGUCCGACUUUGGUAAAGGGAGCAGCAAAGCUCGUCCAAAGUGCAGCACAUUUGGAUCACCUUGUCUCUCUUCAACUGAAGAAUUCACUAUUGACAUAAUGGAAGCAUGGGGACUUGGUAAACCUAUAAUACCAGAAGACGAUGAAGAGGAUAAAGAAGUUAGUAUAUUAGAUAAGGACAGAGAAGCUCGAGCAUUAUUGGAGAUUGCUGGUAAGCCAAGACUAAGUGAAGGAUUGAGGGACGAGCCAGAAGAUGAUGACUAAAAAUUAUUAUUGUUAUUCUAUUAAUUUUUACGCCAAUUUUCAGCCGCGCCUGCUA
This is a messenger RNA of Amphimedon queenslandica, 1448 nucleotides long. Its product is annotated as TLD domain-containing protein 1-like. NCBI's taxonomy places the organism in Eukaryota, Metazoa, Porifera, Demospongiae, Haplosclerida, Niphatidae. Gene Ontology annotation, cellular component: nucleus. The coding region runs from base 35 to 1393 and encodes 452 amino acids. The transcript has 5 exons. Gene Ontology annotation, biological process: response to oxidative stress. The record is from RefSeq and is a predicted model, not a curated record.